Molecule: messenger RNA, 2217 nt
Organism: Myotis lucifugus (little brown bat)
Lineage: Eukaryota; Metazoa; Chordata; Mammalia; Chiroptera; Vespertilionidae
Gene: DCX
Product: doublecortin
Exons: 7
Coding region: 60-1142 (360 amino acids)
Biological process (GO): photoreceptor cell development; intracellular signal transduction; axoneme assembly
Cellular component (GO): axoneme; neuron projection
Molecular function (GO): microtubule binding
Source: RefSeq, a predicted model, not a curated record
UUUCUCUCAGCAUCUCCACCCAACCAGCAGAAAACCGGUAUUUGAGGUUCCACUAAAAUAUGGAACUUGAUUUUGGACAUUUUGACGAAAGAGAUAAGGCAUCCAGGAACAUGCGAGGCUCACGGAUGAAUGGGCUGCCUAGCCCCACUCACAGCGCCCAUUGUAGCUUCUACCGAACCAGAACCUUGCAGGCACUGAGCAAUGAGAAGAAAGCCAAGAAGGUACGUUUCUACCGCAAUGGGGACCGCUACUUCAAGGGGAUUGUGUACGCUGUGUCCUCUGACCGUUUUCGCAGCUUUGAUGCAUUGCUGGCUGACCUGACUCGGUCUCUGUCUGACAACAUCAACCUGCCUCAGGGAGUGCGUUACAUUUACACCAUUGAUGGAUCCAGGAAAAUCGGAAGCAUGGAUGAACUUGAGGAAGGGGAAAGCUAUGUUUGUUCCUCAGACAACUUCUUUAAAAAGGUGGAGUACACCAAGAAUGUCAAUCCCAACUGGUCUGUCAAUGUGAAGACAUCUGCCAACAUGAAAGCCCCCCAAUCCCUGGCUAGCAGCAACAGUGCCCAGGCCAGGGAGAACAAAGACUUUGUGCGCCCCAAGCUGGUGACCAUCAUCCGCAGUGGGGUGAAACCUCGGAAGGCUGUGCGUGUGCUUCUGAACAAGAAAACGGCCCAUUCUUUUGAGCAAGUCCUCACUGAUAUCACUGAAGCCAUCAAACUAGAGACUGGGGUUGUCAAAAAACUCUACACUCUGGAUGGAAAACAGGUAACUUGUCUCCAUGAUUUCUUUGGUGAUGACGAUGUAUUUAUUGCCUGUGGUCCUGAAAAAUUUCGCUAUGCUCAGGAUGACUUUUCUCUGGAUGAAAAUGAAUGCCGAGUCAUGAAAGGAAACCCUUCAGCCACAGCUGGUCCAAAGGCAUCCCCAACACCUCAGAAGAGUUCAGCUAAGAGCCCUGGCCCCAUGCGCCGGAGCAAGUCUCCAGCUGACUCAGCAAAUGGAACCUCCAGCAGCCAGCUCUCUACCCCCAAGUCUAAGCAGUCUCCCAUCUCUACACCUACCAGUCCUGGCAGCCUCCGGAAGCACAAGGACCUGUACCUGCCUCUGUCUUUGGAUGACUCAGACUCACUUGGUGAUUCUAUGUGAAGGAGGAGAGCGUGUUCAGAGUCCAGAGUACAAAUCCAAGAUUACUGUUACAAUAGGGUACUUCUGCUCAAGUGUCCAACAGGGCUAUUGGUGCUUUCAAGUUUUUAUUUUUGUUGUUGUUGUUAUUUUUUAAAACAUACUGUAUUAUGUUGGGUUUAUUUUUCUGUGAUUUCUCCUCUGGGCCACUGAUCUAUAGUUACCGAUUAUAAGAGAUAGAUUGAUAACCAUCAUUUGGGGUAACUUUCCUGGGAUUCAAAAUGUGCUAGUCCAUGACCUUUAUAUUGAACACUUAGGCACCUGCAUUAUUUUCUCCUGUCUCACUUUGCUUAUACAUGACAGUUUUCCUUUCAUAGAGGGAUGUUUACAUGCAUAACACUUAAAAUGUGUGUGUGUGGGGAAAAAAUCAUUGGCAAAUCCAAGAGUGACAAACACAAAAUCACUAAUACCCCUUGUCUCUUAAUCUCAAGAAUGCUAUAAAAUCCUGGGAAGAUGGCAAGGCAGCUCCCCAGUCUUGUUCUUUACUCCUAAUUGAACACCCUGUUUGUUGUCUAACACAAGUUCUGGUUGUCAAUGGGGAGAAACACCAGCAACUUAUAAUUCUGACACCAGACACCUAGAACUAUGACACAGGAAUGGCCAAACCAGACUAGGCAGAAAUGGGGAUACACUAUAGACAUCUAAGUAGAAUUUAUAAAGUGCAGUGAAUUUUUUUUGUCAAUUGCUCCACUGGGGCAAUUUAGAAUCAAUAAGCAAUUAAUUAGAGUUGGGGGUGAGGGAUUUCAUAUACCUGGUUCCUCUAAGAGUCUGUCCAACAUAGCAAGUUAUUACACAAACUGAAUGGUAUCCAUCUAUCUCUGUUCUAUUGAAUGCCUUGUAAACAGCCAACACUGAAAAAACUGUGAGAAUUUGUUUUCAGGUCUGACACAUUUUGGUCGCUUUUUAUAGCAAGAAACCAAUAUCCUUUUUAUAAAACCUCAUAUCUAUAUUUCAGGAGCAAACUCUUCAGGCUCCUUUUUUAUAAACUGGUGAUUUUUCUUUUGUCUAAAAAACACAUGCAGAAAAUUUACCAAAAAAA